AAAUAUCAGUGUAAUCAGUGUUUUGAGGGUAGAUGAAUAAUUGUCAGAUUAGUGGAAUUAUUGAUGUGUUAGUUACAUUUAUUGACAAACAAACAAAAACAGUGGUCUUAGCGAUGGUCUUUAUAGAUUUCUUUUUAGGUUUCGAGAUGGAAUAAAGCAAGGUGCGUGUCGUAGCACGUGACGCUGUUGCCAGGGUAACCGUGACAACACUGUGACAAGCGGAGGCGAAGCAGAAUGGCGACGUUGGCGUCCAUUGAUGCAGUAAGAAGAAAGAUAGUAAUGUUACAGCAAGUGGCUUAUGAGGCGGAGGACAGAGCCGAGAUGUUGCUUCGACAGGUGGACACCGAGAACCAGGCCAGACGGGCGGCUGAGGCCGAGGUGGCAUCUCUGAACAGACGCAUCCAGCUGGUGGAGGAGGAGUUGGACCGAGCUCAGGAGCGACUGGCCACUGCUCUUCAGAAGCUGGAGGAGGCUGAGAAGGCGGCCGAUGAGAGUGAGAGAGGAAUGAAGGUGAUUGAGAACAGGGCCGGCAAGGAUGGGGAGAAGAUGGAGAUCCAAGAGAUGCAGCUAAAAGAGGCCAAACAUAUUGCUGAAGAAGCUGAUCGCAAAUAUGAAGAGGUGGCACGUAAACUGGUCAUUCUGGAGGGCGAUCUGGAGCGUUCGGAGGAGCGUGCCGAGGUGGCCGAGGCACGAGUGAGGGAGCUGGAAGAGGAGCUGGCCUUAAUGGACCAGAAUGUGAAAUCUAUGAUGUGCGGAGAGGAAGAGUACUCACAAAAGGAGGACAAAUACGAAGAGGAAAUUAAACUUCUUACCGACAAACUUAAAGAGGCGGAGACCCGAGCAGAGUUUGCAGAACGGUCUGUGGCCAAGCUGGAGAAAACCAUUGAUGAUCUGGAAGAUGAAGUCUAUGCUCAGAAACUAAAGGGCAAGGCUCUCAGUGAGGAGCUGGACCUGGCUCUCAAUGACAUGACCACUCUGUAGCAGCUUUCCUCCUGCUUCUUCUCUGCUUGCCUGCCGCUGUUCUACUGUGGAAUGAUCAGCCACCAACUUCUUAGCAGAUCACACCCUGCCACCACAGUGUGGUGUUCUCUCCGAGCUAGAUUUGCUUUCAUUGCAGUGUGUUUUGCUGAGCUAGCAACUCUCUACCUUAUUUUCACUGUGGAAAUGUUUACUUGCCGCACUGCAUUGUAAUAAAUCUAUUUCAACCCUCUA
Messenger RNA from Doryrhamphus excisus (bluestripe pipefish), 1212 nucleotides. The record is from RefSeq and is a predicted model, not a curated record. NCBI's taxonomy places the organism in Eukaryota, Metazoa, Chordata, Actinopteri, Syngnathiformes, Syngnathidae.